AUGGUCCAUCCCAUACACCAAGCUAAUGAGAACAGCCCUUAUGGAGACCUCACCAGAGGACUAUUCUACGAGAAACACCAGAUCUUACAUCACCACAGUUACAUGAUCAACAAACAAAACAUGAAAAUAUGGACUCAAUCAUGGUGUCCUUAUCCGAAUUCAACGCCUCGGCUAUGUGGGAUUGUAUGCAUGAUCCACGGCUAUGCUUCAGAAAGCAGUUGGAUUUUUGAGUUAACUGCAGUAGCCAUAGCCAGAGCAGGGUUUAUUGUAUGUGCACUUGACCUCCAGGGCCAUGGAUAUUCUGAUGGCUGUGCUGGUCAUAUUCCCGAUAUUUACGCCAUUGUGGACGAUUGCAUCCAGUUCUUUGAUGCUGUUAGAGGCAGCAAUUCAACACUGCCAGCUUUUUUGUAUGGGGAGUCACUUGGUGGUGCAAUAGCUAUACUUGUCUGCCUUAAACAGGCGGGUACAUGGAAUGGAUUGGUUCUAAGUGGAGCGAUGUGUGGGGUUUCGAAGAGGAUCAGACCGAUGUGGCCACUCGAAAAGUUACUUCCAGUGGCUGCUUUUAUUGCACCUGGUUGGAGAGUCAAGAUAACAAAGUCUCCUGGAAGUAAGUCAUACAAGGAGGACUGGAAGAGAAAAUUGGUUAGCAAGAGUCCAAAUCGCGGCCGCUUGACAUCAAGCCAGCCACCAGCAGCUACAGCAUUGGAGUUCUUCAGAGUUUGCAAGAUUAUAGAGAGGGACUGUCAUGAACUUGAAGUUCCUUUGCUGGUGGUUCAUGGGGGACAGGAUGAAGUAUGUGACCCUGGUUCUGCCAGGAAUGUGUUUAAAUCGGCAUCUAGCACGGACAAGACUUUUAAGAUUUUUGAGGGCAUGUGGCAUAUGUUGAUCGGUGAGCCAAACGAAGGUGUUGAGACUGUGUUUCAGACUAUAUUGUCAUGGAUUGGAGAGAGGGCAGACAAAGAGGGAUGA
Daucus carota subsp. sativus is the source of this 969-nucleotide messenger RNA. Its product is annotated as caffeoylshikimate esterase. NCBI's taxonomy places the organism in Eukaryota, Viridiplantae, Streptophyta, Magnoliopsida, Apiales, Apiaceae. Gene Ontology annotation, cellular component: membrane. Gene Ontology annotation, molecular function: lipase activity. The record is from RefSeq and is a predicted model, not a curated record. The transcript has a single exon. Bases 1 to 969 code for a protein of 322 amino acids.